AUGUUGCAAGCGGCUGGUCAGCUAUUAAAACGAGUGCUGAUGGUACCCCCAAAACACUAUAACAUCGAGUAUAAAAUUAAUCCUUGGACUGGAGGACAGAUCGAUGAGAGUAAAGCAUUCGAACAAUGGAAAGCACUCAAAGCGGCUAUCGAAAAACAAGGAGUAGAGGUGCUGACGAUGGAACCGGUUCCCUGGGCUUUCCGACCAGGUAUUCGUCUGCCAUUCAGAUCUGCAGAGCAACCACAUUACCGGAAGUGGUUCAAAUCCUGCAAACUUCGCGUCUUUGGUGAUCAGUACCCGGUAUUUUUCGAAGGAGGUGGUGAUGCCAUAUUUUCCGACAGAAACACGCUUUGGGCUGGAUAUGGUCCACGAUCUGCCAAAGAAGUUUAUGAGCAAUUAAAAGUAUUGGGAAAGUUUGACACUGUUAUUUGCGAGCUAAUACAUCCUAAAUUUUAUCAUCUGGACACGUGCUUCACACCAGUUGACAGAACAACCGCUCUCUGGUUUCCGCCAGCAUUUUCAGAGCAAACCAAAAAGGAGGCCUUCAAUUAUAUCCUUCAAGAUUCACGCACAUUGGAUUUCUGCUCCAAUGAAACCUACAGUGCCAUCAAGGCAGCGCUUUACAUCAGUUGA
Molecule: messenger RNA, 633 nt
Organism: Cooperia oncophora
Lineage: Eukaryota; Metazoa; Nematoda; Chromadorea; Rhabditida; Trichostrongylidae
Source: the annotation of a GenBank genome assembly